This is a messenger RNA of Dreissena polymorpha, 729 nucleotides long. RefSeq names its product transient receptor potential cation channel subfamily M member-like 2. The record is from RefSeq and is a predicted model, not a curated record. The transcript is spliced from 6 exons. Gene Ontology annotation, biological process: calcium ion transmembrane transport. Gene Ontology annotation, cellular component: membrane. Gene Ontology annotation, molecular function: ligand-gated calcium channel activity. Bases 1 to 729 code for a protein of 242 amino acids. Lineage: Eukaryota; Metazoa; Mollusca; Bivalvia; Myida; Dreissenidae.
AUGGGUCAGUUAAAGGACCUGGUGUAUUUCCUUGUUAUUUUGGUGGUGUUUGUAUUAUCCUACGCGAUUGCCUCGCACUCCAUCCUCUUCCCUGAUUCUCCAUUUACUUGGGAAACAUUUCGACAAAUAAUAAGAAGACCUUACUGGCAUCUUUAUGGAGAACUGUUUCUAGAAGAUACGGAAGGUUCUGCGGAUUGCACAACGGAUGUUAGGCUUUGGACAAACGGAAUAUAUCCGCGUUGUCCAAGCAAAACUGGACAGAUUGUGGUUCCAAUCAUGAUGGGGAUCUAUAUGCUUUUCACCAAUAUACUCCUUCUCAACCUUCUGAUUGCUAUGUUCAGUCACACAUUCGAGGGUAUUCAUAAGCGAUCGGAAUCGCUGUGGUGUUAUCAGCGAUACUUCAUACUGAAGGAGUACGGAAUGAGACCUGUUAUAUGUCCUCCUCUAAACAUAUGUUGGCACAUAUACGAUCUUGUCCAACGCGUGUGCUGUCGACAGGCGACUGUAGAAGAUCCUUUUCGAUUUGAUAACGACGAAAAACGCUCAAACAGUGCUAGAACAGAUGCUAAAGAGUCAACAAUUAUUGAGAUAAAUUACGACAUGCUUGAAGCUCAUUUCCCUGAUCUGCAAAAGAGGGUCAGAACUCUUGUAUGCAAGGUGUAUGGUGAUGUGGACACGAACGUUGAGAAGACUUAUAGCUGUACCCAAGAUCCUUCUUUUGCUGAUUAA